Molecule: messenger RNA, 997 nt
Organism: Antechinus flavipes (yellow-footed antechinus)
Lineage: Eukaryota; Metazoa; Chordata; Mammalia; Dasyuromorphia; Dasyuridae
Product: THO complex subunit 4-like
Exons: 1
Coding region: 239-997 (252 amino acids)
Biological process (GO): mRNA export from nucleus
Cellular component (GO): nucleus
Molecular function (GO): mRNA binding
Source: RefSeq, a predicted model, not a curated record
AGUCUCCUGGUGUCUGAAUUGUCUCCUUCACUCCUCUGCUGAGCCUAGAGAGAAAAUUGAACAUUAUAUAAACGUAUCUGUUUAUAUAUAAAAAUAUAUAUCUGUUUGUGUCUGAUAGUAGCCAUCUCUAGAGUGGAGCGGAGAAAGAAAGAACAAAAUUAAAGAAGUAUUAGGUUUUUUUUUUUUUUUAAUACCUCGUCGUUGUUGUUCGUGCCGAGCCGCGGAUUCUGCGCCCGCCAUGGCCGACAAGAUGGACAUGUCCCUGGACGACAUCAUUAAACUCAACAGGAGCCAGCGUGGCGGAUGCGGCGGGGACCGGGACCGAGACCGAGGUCGGGCUGGAGCCCAGGGCGGCCGCGACGGCGGAGACGCGCAGGAGGCAGCCCGCUUAAGCCGAGGCGGGGGCCCCAUCCGGAACAGACGGACCAUGGCCCGCAGAGGCGCCCGGGGCGGCGGCAGGAACAGACCCGCGCCCUACAGCCGACCCAAGAGGCUUCCACACAAGAGUCAGCCCGACGUGUGCCCCAGUGACUUUGGAGGCGGGCCCGCACUUGAGACCGGGACCAAGUUGCUGAUCUCCAAUCUGGAUUGCGGGGUCUCGGAUGCCGAUAUUCAGCAACUCUUUGCUGCAUUUGGAACUCUGAAGAAGGCAGCUGUGCAUUAUGAUCGGUCCGGCGGAAGCUUAGGAACAGCAGAUGUUCACUUUGAGCGAAAAGCCGAUGCUCUGAAGGCCAUGAAACACUAUGAUGGUGUCACCAUGAACGUCCAGCUUGUUCUAGCACAGACUCGGAAACAACGAAGGGCCGCACGGAGGGUAAAUAGAGGUGGAAUGAGCGGGAGCCGUGGCUCUGGAGGCGGCACCCGGAGAGGCGGCCCUGGACGCAAGCGAGGACCACAAGCAGGGACUGGAAGAAAUUCCAAACAACAGCUUUCCAGAGAAGAACUAGAUGCCCAACUGGAUGCUUAUAAUGCCAUGAUUGAAUUCGAGUUAAACUAG